UCUUCUGCAUCUGCUGUGAUUCCUGCCCCUGUGGUGUGCUUUGCACCUGGAGGGGAAUGGCUGCAUGUGUCUGGAAGCAUCUCCUGGAGAUUCCUCUGCCAUCUGAAAAGAAUUGGUUGAAGGAUGAAGAGGAAGAUUUCUUCCUGCAGGAUCCCAAUCGGAAGUGCAAUGGUUUGCCUCAGCCCUUCAGGAUGAUCAACAAAGUGAUGAUGCUGGUUUUUGAGAAUGCUGUGGAAAUCAUUGAAAGGAGGGAGAUGCUCGGAGAGCCACAAAAUCUUAAGGUCCAGCCGACAAAAUGCUUUCCUACAGCUGAAUUCCAGGUACUGGGAGAGCCUAUUGCCUUGCAGUGUCUGGAAAAUACAUCUUUGUCAGUCUGUCUGAGGGUCUGGCUGCCUUCAGGGUGUCUGACUGUGUGGACAUGUGCUUGGGAUGCAGUCAAGAUGGAGAUUUGUGCCAUCCAUGCCUCAGACCUGGGAAAGGAUCUUCCCAUGUCCUGCUUGCUGUGGAUGGAAUGGAAGUGGAACGCAGUUUCCAGGCUAAACAACAAAAUAACC
This is a messenger RNA of Calypte anna (Anna's hummingbird), 554 nucleotides long. It is a transcript of the gene WDR93, whose product is annotated as WD repeat domain 93. NCBI's taxonomy places the organism in Eukaryota, Metazoa, Chordata, Aves, Apodiformes, Trochilidae. The record is from RefSeq and is a predicted model, not a curated record.